CAAGAAUAUCAUCUCAAUAGGGACAUUCUACAUCAGUAAAUUCAUUGAUAUGGACAGAGCCAGCCUCACUUUCAAUGGAUACAGAAGAUUCAUCAGGAUGUUGGCUGAGAUUGAGGUUAGUGAACCAAUCCCGACGGGAUUCGAUUUUCCCUUCACGGAUGAAGCAACGGGUCGAGAGUAUUCCGAAGAAAUAACUUUCAAAUAUGAAAGACUUGUCGAGUUAUGCUACUUCAUUGGGAGAAUCGGCCACAACUGGCCAACAUGUACAAGAAUGAAAGAAGAAAGGAAGAAGGGAGGUCAUGUUAAGCUAUCGGAUAUCUACACAUCUGAGCUGAAGGUGGGGAUUGAUUCUCCCUACAAGUCGAGUGGUAGCAAAAGCCGCAUCGAAGAGGAAGAACCAUGGUGUCCAUCCACCGACCCUGAAUCUUGGAGGGACCACUACUGCUCGGGAGGCUUAACUUAUGGCAGGGAUGGGAUGGUGGCGGCAGAGAUCACGUCGGCGGGAGGGGAAGAUGAAGGCCACCCUCAAAUCCCACCGGGCUUCACUGUGCGCCGACUGGAGGAGGAAGCAAGGGCUGAAGAAGGGAGUUAUCAUGGGAGGAUGAAGGGGAAAUACAUAAUGGAUAUGGGGGCAAAAUAUUUGUCGAAUGAUUUGGAGGAAGCGGCGGCUGCUUUUGCAGGGGAGAUUGAGGCUCGAGGGAGGGGAAGAGGCGCAGCGGCAGUCAGAGAGGAGAUUGUAGAUGGGCACCCAACUCUCACUUGGGCCUUGCAACCCCAUCUCACAGGCCCGCCAAAAUAGUGAAAUUGAGCCCAGGCCUUCCAACCUUCAGUUCUAGAGCCCAUACCAACAUAUUCAAGGAGAGCUGGAGGGAGAAGUGGACCUCUCUAUCCUAAGGCCAGGAGAGGCUGACCAGGGAGUUAAUGAAGGGGCUUGUUUUAU
Molecule: messenger RNA, 940 nt
Organism: Linum trigynum
Lineage: Eukaryota; Viridiplantae; Streptophyta; Magnoliopsida; Malpighiales; Linaceae
Source: the annotation of a GenBank genome assembly